AUGGCGUUCCGGGUGUUUUGCAACCGCUGCUUUCAGCCUCCCGGCAGAUUCUCCUCGCAGUUUAGCCUGACGAGUUGUGGCCACGUGUUCUGCCACCUCUGCCUCCAGCGAGGUAAAAAAGGGGAGAGGAAGAGAGGUAAAAAGGAAGAAUGUUUGAUAUGUAGCACUCCUUGCCGCACAAUUUUACUUUCAAAACAAACUGAUUUUAAUAUUCAAGCAUUCUUUAUGGGAAUAGAUGGAUUAUGCAAGAAAUAUUCAAAAGAAACAUCACAGAUUUCAGAAUUUCAAGAAAAACACAGGAGGAGGUUGUUAACAUUCUAUAGAGAAAAGAUUUCAAAAUUAGAAGACUCUCUUAAAACAUUAACACAGCAGAUACAACAGAUUCAAAGUAAGAGACCAUCUCAACAAACAGUGCAGUUACCUGUUUCUAAAACAGUAAAAAAUUCAGUUUUAACUCCUUCAGCAAAACCAAUUGGAUAUUCUUCAUAUUCAUUCUUGCCAGCUUACUCUUCAGCCUCCCAAAUAGUGGAAUCAAUGGAUGUUGAUCUUUCACCUUCUCUAAUGACAAAACCUGAGGUAGGAGCAGGUCCUGCAAGGCUCUCACUGAUUAGUCCACCUCAAGAUGGACGUAUGGGAAGUGUUUCUUACAGAGGUUCCCAGCUAGUUGGACUUACUGCAAGUCAGAACAGCAUAUUAAGGACGCCACCAUCACAAAUUCCUUAUAAUGGACCUUCACAUGUUCUGUCAUCCUCCUUGCAAAGUAGAACAGGAAUGUGGGAUACUUCUGGCUUCAGAAUUCCUCAGUUUACACCUCCUCCAUCUCAGUCCUCAGUGCCAAGACAGCCAAUUAGCAUAUCCAGUCUUCUACAGAGGCAAUGUUUAGGAUCUACUCUUCUUGGAGGAAACACAGUAGCAAGAUGA
Messenger RNA from Gracilinanus agilis (Agile Gracile Mouse Opossum), 921 nucleotides. It is a transcript of the gene RNF212, whose product is annotated as ring finger protein 212. Gene Ontology annotation, biological process: protein sumoylation; homologous chromosome pairing at meiosis; reciprocal meiotic recombination. Gene Ontology annotation, molecular function: SUMO transferase activity. Gene Ontology annotation, cellular component: synaptonemal complex. The transcript is spliced from 12 exons. Bases 1 to 921 code for a protein of 306 amino acids. NCBI's taxonomy places the organism in Eukaryota, Metazoa, Chordata, Mammalia, Didelphimorphia, Didelphidae. The record is from RefSeq and is a predicted model, not a curated record.